GUUUGAGUUGAGUGUAUAAACAGUAAACGGAUGGGGAUUCAUUUAGGGGUUGCUUGGUUGAGAUGAAGUAUGUUCUCAAAGCUGAUAAAUCUAUUGAGGGCCUGCUUCUGGCCUUGGUCAGAUCGGUAUGUCCACACGGGCUCGGACGCCGGAGGCCGCCAAGACAGGCUUCUAUGGUUCAAAGAUUCGGGGCAGCACUUGAAUGGCGAAUUCUCAAUGGCUGUUGUCCAGGCCAAUAAUUUACUAGAAGAUCAAAGCCAGAUAGAGUCGGGCAAUUUGAGUUCACUCGAGUCCGGCCCCCACGGUACCUUCAUUGGUGUCUACGACGGGCAUGGGGGACCGGAGACUGCGCGCUACGUUAAUGAUCACCUCUUUCAGCAUCUCAAGAGGUUGAUAUCGGAGCACCAAUCGGUGUCUGCUGAUGUUAUACAGAAGGCAUUUCAAGCAACAGAAGAGGGGUUUAUGUCUAUUGUUACCAAACUCUGGCCAGUAAAACCACAGAUCGCAGCUGUCGGAUCGUGUUGCCUAGCUGGCAUUAUUUCUGAAAAUACCCUUUACGUAGCAAAUCUUGGAGACUCAAGAGCUGUUCUGGGAAGAGCGGUGAAGGCGACAGGGGAGGUACUGGCCAUCCAGCUGUCGACAGAGCACAAUGCAAGUAUAGAGUCCGUGAGACAGGAGUUGCGUUCCAUGCACCCUGAAGACUCACAGAUUGUAGUUCUGAAGAACAAUGUAUGGCGGGUGAAGGGCCUCAUACAGAUUUCAAGAUCUAUUGGUGAUGUAUGUCUGAAGAAGGCCGAGUUCAACCGAGAGCCUUUGUAUGCAAAGUUUCUCCUUCGUGAGCCUUUUGAAAGACCGAUAUUAAGUUCAGAGCCAUCAAUCUCGGUGCAACAGCUUCAGCGACAUGAUCGGUUUGUCAUUUUUGCAUCCGAUGGACUUUGGGAUCACCUCAGCAACCAGGAAGCAGUAGAUUUAGUUCAGAAUCACGCCCGCAAUGGAAGUGCGAGGCGGCUAGUGAAAGCUGCUUUGCAGGAAGCGGCAAGGAAAAGAGAAAUGAGGUACUCGGAUUUGAAAAAGAUCGACAGGGGAGUCCGCCGGCAUUUCCACGACGACAUCACGGUCAUCGUCUUGUUUCUCGAUGGGAACACGAUGAGCAAAGCGAGCUCAGUCAGGUCAUCGAAAGUAUCAAUUAGAGGAGGCGGCAUCAACUUGCCUCCCAAUACUUUGGCUCCUUGGUCUACGGCCCCGGAGGCCGGCGAUAAUUGAAGAAGCUGCUCUUGGGAUUUCUGUAUUCAUCAUUAUGCUGCUCUAGAUGUAUUUCUAUUGUGUACCGGGCAGCUUCCUUGGCAGAUGAAAGAGGAGAUGGGCCUUAACACUCUUCCAGCUGAACUGGGACUCAGACUGAAACAAUGGCCUUUGGAAAGCAAAGGGCUCUGGAAAGAUAGUUUCAUCAACUGGGUGGGGUGGUAGGAUCACUCCACUACGAGCCUCUCUGAGGAGCAAUUUUUGCCUUCAUUUAGUCCAGCUGUGUAUCAGCUCUGUAAAUGAUGUUACUUGUGAAAACAAUUUGCCUUCUUUUAAGAUUCUGUUGGGUAUUUUUGCCUGGUUUUUAUCAGUGGGAGUUCUUUUCGGAAUGUUAUGAUUCCCAAUGCCAAAACAGGGGGAGAGUGACCUUUUGCUCUCUCUGCUCAUUUCAGUUCACGCACAGUUUUAUUACGAGAGAAAUAGGUCCA
Molecule: messenger RNA, 1730 nt
Organism: Rhodamnia argentea
Lineage: Eukaryota; Viridiplantae; Streptophyta; Magnoliopsida; Myrtales; Myrtaceae
Product: probable protein phosphatase 2C 60
Exons: 4
Coding region: 70-1263 (397 amino acids)
Biological process (GO): protein dephosphorylation
Molecular function (GO): cation binding; protein serine/threonine phosphatase activity
Source: RefSeq, a predicted model, not a curated record